UAUCGAAUGCGCAAUCGAAUAGCGUGAUUUACUCGAUACCAUAUGAUAGAGAAAAUGUACGUCAUGUGAUUGUGGAUUCUUUUUUUUCGCACGAAGCAGUCACCUGUCGGCCGAGAAAAAUACAAUUACGCCUGCAAUUUGUGUCAGCCAGACAAAAGAAACGAGUGCAAGAUGGCGCCUAAAAUACGCACAGUCGUAACACAAACAUUUCUGUGGCUCUUCCUCGCUGCAGCCACCAUACUGAUCCUUUACUUUGUUAUGACUGGCAAGGGCGAACGCGUAAGUGUCGGCUGGUUCCUCUCUUCAUCGAGCCCCUACAUGUGGGCCUGCCUCGGCAUCGGACUCUCUGUCUCGCUGUCCGUUGUGGGCGCUGCCCUUGGCAUUCACACUACAGGCACCAGUAUCGUGGGCGGUGGCGUUAAGGCGCCACGCAUUAAGACAAAGAAUUUGAUCUCGGUCAUUUUCUGCGAAGCUGUCGCCAUCUAUGGCCUGAUCACUGCAAUUGUGCUCUCCGGUCAGUUGGAGCAAUUCAAAAUGGCGUCAGCGCUCGCCAAUGUGAAUGUGCUGAAUCAAAAUUGGUUCUCGGGCUACUUGAUUUUCGGAGCUGGCCUUGCCGUUGGCCUGGUUAACUUGUUCUGCGGUAUUGCCGUCGGCAUUGUGGGCUCCGGUGCCGCACUCUCAGAUGCCGCGAACGCUGCGCUCUUCGUCAAGAUUCUGAUUGUGGAGAUCUUUGGUUCGGCUAUUGGUCUCUUUGGUCUGAUUGUGGGCAUCUACAUGACGUCGAAGGCAAAGAUGGGUGAUAAGGAUUAAGAAAUGCAGUUUGCAACGCAAUCCUUUGCAGUAUGUGUGUCACGCGCCUCAUCCAAAUACAGCAAAAACAACAACAAUAAUCAGUCAUCAAGCCAUUCCGACAAAAAAAAUAAACACAACAAGAUCGGUGUUAUCACUUUUGGAAAUUAGAACUCGUUUUAUGCAGUUACAGUUUUCCUUCCGCUCGCCCGCUACGAUCAGGAUUUAACAUGGGACUUUAGUUACUUAUUAAGUUAAAAAGUACAUAAUUUUUACGCCUCGCGCAUUUCGUCAAUUAAUUAUUCAGCAUCAUUUUAAAUUGUUCGCUUAAUGUGCGUCGUGUAAAAAUUGCUUCGAUUUGUUUUCGUUUUCUUUUUAUAUUUAAUUUAAGUGAAAGACAAGUGUGUGUGUUAAUUAUCGAUGUUGUAGUUAUUGUAGUUGUUAAAUAUUAUUUGUUUAUUUUUGGCACUUGUAUUUCUACAACAAAAAAAUGUAUUAUAUUAACUACAAACUACAAAUAAAUCUAAAAACAAAGAAAAA
Molecule: messenger RNA, 1329 nt
Organism: Drosophila sulfurigaster albostrigata
Lineage: Eukaryota; Metazoa; Arthropoda; Insecta; Diptera; Drosophilidae
Product: V-type proton ATPase 21 kDa proteolipid subunit c''-like
Exons: 3
Coding region: 172-810 (212 amino acids)
Biological process (GO): proton transmembrane transport
Cellular component (GO): proton-transporting V-type ATPase, V0 domain
Molecular function (GO): proton-transporting ATPase activity, rotational mechanism
Source: RefSeq, a predicted model, not a curated record